AUGGAAGUUAAGUUGGACGAAGAUGUAGAUGAUGGAUCAGAGGUGGAUAUGAGUAGUGCAAUAGAUGAGUUAUGGAAAAGGUUUAAGUCACUGGAUGUUGUUGGGAAAAGGGCAUUAAAAAGUAGGGUUUUUGAACUUGCCUUCCCUACAAUGACUUCUAUGUGUCCACCACCUGAGAAAAUAAAAACUAAAGGGGGAGUCAAGAAGAAAGACAAAAAAACAGUAGGAUAUGAUUCAUAUAUUGAUGAUGUAGUUAAUGUUGUAUCAGAUGGUAAUUAUGGAUUCUGA
Molecule: messenger RNA, 288 nt
Organism: Lathyrus sativus (Indian pea)
Lineage: Eukaryota; Viridiplantae; Streptophyta; Magnoliopsida; Fabales; Fabaceae
Source: the annotation of a GenBank genome assembly